UUGACACCUCUCCAAUACAUAGAAAACACGUCUUUUAUUUCGUCGUCUAAAUCUGUGCUGGCUUUUUUUUUUUUUGGUUUAAUAUUCAGCUCUUAGUCUUCAACACUAGCCGUAUAACAUAAUGUCAGGAGUUAGAUAUUUCUUGUACUUCGCAUUUGGGAGUAAUUUAUUAAAAGAGAGAUUACAGCUACAAAAUCCGUCAGCAGUUUUUCACCGCGUCGCUCGACUCCAGGGAUAUGGGCUAAAGUUUGGCCUGUGGGCAGAAAACGUGGUCAGCAGGUGGAACGGUGGAGUGGCUACGAUUGAAGAAUGUCCGGAUGAGGAGGUCUGGGGUGUAGUGUGGAAAAUGGCGAUUGAGGACAUCACGUCUUUAGAUAAACAGGAGAGCGUAGACAAGGGUGUCUACAGCCCCAUGGAGGUGAUGGUGGAGACAGAAACUGGGCCGCUUCUCUGUAGAACGUAUAAGAUGAACAACUUCAGACCUUGUGCUCCCUCACCACAAUACAAAGAGGUCAUAUGUUUAGGAGCCCAACAGAACGGAUUACCGGAACACUACAUAAAGAAGCUGCAGGCUGUGGAGGCCAAUAACUACACGGGACCUUCAAUAUUAGAUAAUAUUAAAAAGCUUAAGAACUGAAUGUUGGGAGAGAAAAAAAAGUCCAGCAAAGGCACAAUUUUACUCAAUGAAAAUUUUCCAAAUGGUGAUUAAUUGAUUAUAAGCUUUACAUUAAGGUUCUCUUAACACUAAUUCCUUCAACAAAACAUGUACUUCAAAAAAAAAAAAAGAAUAG
Molecule: messenger RNA, 791 nt
Organism: Tachysurus fulvidraco (yellow catfish)
Lineage: Eukaryota; Metazoa; Chordata; Actinopteri; Siluriformes; Bagridae
Gene: ggcta
Product: gamma-glutamylcyclotransferase a
Exons: 4
Coding region: 122-637 (171 amino acids)
Molecular function (GO): gamma-glutamylcyclotransferase activity
Source: RefSeq, a predicted model, not a curated record